Molecule: messenger RNA, 1781 nt
Organism: Cyprinodon variegatus (sheepshead minnow)
Lineage: Eukaryota; Metazoa; Chordata; Actinopteri; Cyprinodontiformes; Cyprinodontidae
Gene: map2k4
Product: mitogen-activated protein kinase kinase 4
Exons: 13
Coding region: 356-1654 (432 amino acids)
Biological process (GO): protein phosphorylation; MAPK cascade
Molecular function (GO): JUN kinase kinase activity; ATP binding
Source: RefSeq, a predicted model, not a curated record
UAUUUUGAAAGAGCUUGUAGAAAACAUCCGGUCCCUCCUAGGCUAACAGCUGCUAUCUUGCUGCGGUCUGUGGGUGUUGAAAUGUCAGCUGAUUGUUAGCCCGUCUAGCUAGCUUAGCUUAGUUGCGUGUUUGUUUUUGUCAUCAAAUAGACUGCUUCCACCUCAGCCCUAAGGUUUAACGCACAGUUAGCCUUUUCAUUGACUUAUAGUCCACUCCAAUCGUCGUCUGUUCGCUUUCGCGGGGCUAAACUAGCAUUAGUGCUGCUGUAUUUUUUCCCCUACAGCAGCAAGAAGGAAAAAGGGAGUGAAGUUGCUGCCCGAGUCUCUCUGCAUUGCAGCCCCCCCGGCGGUGCUGAUGGAAUUCAAACAUACAACAAUGGCGUCUCCUGGUUCAAACAGCUCAUCGACAGGCAGCAGUAACAUGGGAUCUGUGUCACACCACUACCAGCAGCCGCAGCAGUCUCAGCCCCAGCACACUAGCACCAUGAGCGGCAUGCAGGAGUCCAACACCUGCUGGAGAUGUCAGAGUGAAACAGGGUUUCAGAUAAACCUGUCUGGAGCUCACCCAAGUAAACGUAAAGCCCUGAAACUGAACUUCGCCAACCCUUCGAUCAAACCCUCCACUAGAUUCUCCUUAAACACGGCUGGACCUCCGUUUCAGAACCCCCACAUAGAGAGGCUGAGAACUCACAGUAUCGAGUCCUCUGGGAAGCUGAAGAUCUCCCCAGAGCAGCACUGGGACUUCACAGCUGAGGAUCUGAAGGAUCUGGGCGAAAUAGGCCGAGGGGCGUACGGCUCCGUCAACAAGAUGGUGCACAAACCCAGCAACAUGAUCAUGGCAGUUAAGAGGAUUCGUUCGACUGUUGAUGAGAAGGAGCAGAAGCAGCUGCUGAUGGACCUGGACGUGGUGAUGAGAAGCAGUGAUUGUCCUUACAUCGUCCAGUUUUACGGCGCUCUGUUCAGAGAGGGUGAUUGCUGGAUCUGCAUGGAACUCAUGGCUACCUCGUUAGACAAAUUUUACAAGUUUGUAUAUGGCUCUUUAGACGACGUGAUUCCAGAAGAGAUAUUAGGAAAAAUAACUUUAGCUACUGUGAAGGCACUUAACCACUUAAAAGAAAACUUGAAAAUAAUACACAGAGACAUCAAGCCGUCCAACAUCCUCCUGGACAGGAACGGCAACAUCAAGCUCUGCGACUUUGGCAUCAGCGGCCAGCUGGUGGACUCCAUCGCUAAAACCAGAGAUGCAGGCUGCAGGCCAUACAUGGCGCCGGAGAGAAUCGACCCUAGUGCGUCCAGGCAGGGCUACGACGUCCGCUCGGAUGUUUGGAGUUUGGGAAUAACUCUGUACGAGCUGGCCACUGGACGGUUUCCCUACCCGAAGUGGAACAGCGUGUUCGACCAGCUGACUCAGGUGGUGAGAGGAGACCCGCCGCAGCUCAGCAACUCAGACGAGAGGCGCUUCUCCCCCAAAUUCAUCUCCUUUGUCAACGUGUGCCUUACAAAGGAUGAAUCCAAGAGGCCAAAGUACAGGGAGCUUCUGAGAGACCCGUUCAUUCAGAUGUACGAGGAGCGCUCCGUCGACGUCGCUGGAUACGUCUGCAGGAUCCUGGAUCAGAUGCCGGCCUCUCCCAGCUCCCCCACAUAUAUGGAAUAAAAAGAGAAUAAAAACAAACCGAAUCGACCUAUCUUCACCGAUCUGUUCAAAACAAACCAAUCUCUGUGUAAAAUUGCUUGCUCCCCUUAUUGCAGUGUUAAAAGAGAACGAAAGAAAAAAAAAAAAA